Leptonychotes weddellii (Weddell seal) is the source of this 5696-nucleotide messenger RNA. Lineage: Eukaryota; Metazoa; Chordata; Mammalia; Carnivora; Phocidae. The record is from RefSeq and is a predicted model, not a curated record.
CGCCCACGUCGGGCCGCGCCCUGGGGACCCCCGCCGCAGCGCCAUGGCCUCGGAGUCGGUGAAGGUGGUGGUGCGCUGCCGCCCCAUGAACCAGCGGGAGCGGGAGCUGAACUGCCAGCCUGUGGUGACGGUGGACUCCGCGCGCGGCCAGUGCUUCAUCCAGAACCCGGGCGCCGCCAACGAGCCGCCCAAGCAGUUCACCUUCGACGGCGCCUACUACAUGGACCACUUCACCGAGCAGAUCUACAACGAGAUCGCCUACCCGCUGGUGGAGGGUGUCACUGAGGGCUACAAUGGCACCAUCUUCGCUUAUGGCCAGACGGGCAGCGGGAAGUCCUUCACCAUGCAGGGCCUGCCAGACCCAUCUUCGCAGAGAGGCAUCAUCCCCAGGGCCUUCGAGCACGUUUUCGAGAGUGUCCAGUGUGCAGAGAAUACCAAGUUCCUGGUCCGGGCCUCCUACCUGGAGAUCUACAAUGAAGAUGUCCGUGACCUUCUGGGGGCUGACACCAAGCAGAAGCUGGAGCUGAAGGAGCACCCGGAGAAGGGGGUGUACGUGAAGGGGCUCUCCAUGCACACGGUGCACAACGUGGCCCAGUGCGAGCACAUCAUGGAGACGGGCUGGAAGAGCCGCUCGGUGGGCUACACGCUGAUGAACAAGGACUCCUCCCGCUCCCACUCCAUCUUCACCAUCAGCAUCGAGAUCUACGCCGUGGACGAGCGGGGCAAGGACCAUCUCCGUGCUGGCAAGCUGAACCUGGUGGACCUGGCAGGCAGCGAGCGGCAGUCCAAGACGGGUGCCACAGGGGAGCGGCUCAGGGAGGCCACCAAGAUCAACCUGUCGCUGUCGGCUCUGGGCAACGUCAUCUCGGCCCUGGUGGACGGGCGCUGUAAACACAUCCCCUACCGGGACUCGAAGCUGACGCGGCUGCUGCAGGACUCGCUGGGUGGCAACACGAAGACGCUGAUGGUGGCCUGCCUGUCACCCGCAGACAACAACUAUGACGAGACGCUCAGCACACUGCGCUAUGCCAACCGGGCCAAGAACAUCAAGAACAAGCCACGUAUCAACGAGGACCCAAAGGAUGCCCUCCUGCGCGAGUACCAGGAGGAAAUCAAGAAGCUGAAGGCGAUCCUGGCCCAGCAGAUGAGCCCCAGCAACCUGUCAGCCCUGCUGUCCAGUCAGGCCCCCCUAAACCCUGUCCAGAUUGAGGAGCAGCUGGUGCCCCCACCUGUGAUCCAGUCUGACACAGAGGCCGAGAAGCAGCUGAUCAGGGAGGAGUACGAGGAGCGCCUGGCCCGGCUGAGGGCCGACUAUGAGGCGGAGCAGGAGUCCAGGGCCCGGCUGGAGGAGGAUAUCGCUGCCAUGCGCAGCUCCUACGACGUGAAGCUGUCCACGCUGGAGGAGAACCUGCGAAAGGAGACAGAGGCUGUCCUCAAGGCAGAGGUCCUCAAGGCGCAGGGCACAUCCAGGGCUGAGUUUGCCAACAGGUCUGAGUGCUCCCCCACGUUCCCCUCCGAGAUGGCCGUGAAACCUGGGAUCCACUCCAUGCUGCACACCCUGCCCGGCGGGGAUGUCUCCAAGACUGAGCUUUCUCCCGGGUUCGAGGAGCUGCCCGCGGCGGAGACUUCCAAGUCUGAGGUGUCUCUGGGGUCUGAUGAGUCUUCCACGCUCGAGGAAACCUCCAUGUCCGAAGCCUACCCGGGGCCCCAGGAGCCUUCCGACGUGGAGUUCUCCGUGCCUGAGGCGGAGGCCCCGAGCAGCUACCUCCCAGAGCCGCACCUCAGCCCGGAGGCCACGGAAGCCCUGCCGCAGGCCGGACCCGUCCAGCUGGCAGCCCUGGGGCUGUUGCCCAGCCUGCACGACCCGUUUGCCGAGGUGGAAGCCAAGCUGGCCAGGCUCUCCUCCGCAGUGGCCGGGGCCGAGGCGCUCGAGGCCGGCGCACCCAGGCUCUGCACACAGCACCCCUCCCUGAAGGAUCUGCUGGGGCCUGGUGUCCUUAGGGCUGAAGCUGAGACAGCUGACUGCCUCCUGCCCAGGGCUAAAGUACAAGAGGCUACGGGGAAUGAGAGGAAGGCUUUAAAUCUACCCACAUGUGCGGAGAGAGAAAACUGCCUCCUAGCCUCUGGACGGGAUCCCUGGGAGGUUGACCAGGGCCCAGAAGUGGCCGAGGAGUUGGUGUUGGCAGCAGAGCCUGGCGUAGGGGCCGAGGCUGAGGCCCAGGUGGCCUUGGAGGCUCAGCCUCAGCCCUUGCUGGCCACGACCAGUGUGAGAAGGGACAGUGUGGGCGUGGAGGUGGCCGUGCUGACCGAGGACCUGCUGCCUGUCGUGGACCAGCAGCAGGUGCUUGCCCGUUUGCAGCUGUUGGAGCAGCAGGUGGUGGGGGGGGAGCAGGCCAAGAACAAGGACCUGAAGGAGAAGCACAAGCGGCGGAAGCGGUACGCGGACGAGCGCAAGAAGCAGCUGGUGGCGGCCCUGCAGAACUCGGACGAGGACGGCGGCGACUGGGUGCUGCUCAACGUCUACGACUCCAUCCAGGAGGAGGUGCGGGCCAAGAGCAAGCUGCUGGAGAAGAUGCAGAGGAAGCUGCGGGCAGCAGAGGUGGAGAUCAAAGACCUGCAGUCGGAGUUCCAGCUGGAGAAGAUCGAUUACUUAGCCACCAUCCGCCGGCAGGAGCGGGACUCCAUGCUCUUCCAGCAACUCCUGGAGCAGGUGCAGCCCCUCAUCCGCCGGGACUGUAACUACAGCAACCUGGAGAAGAUAAGGCGCGAGUCCUGCUGGGACGAGGACAAUGGCUUCUGGAAGAUCCCCGAGCCCAUCAUCAUAAAAACCAGCCUCCCAGUAGCAGUUCCAACAGGGCCACAGAACAAAGUAGUCCGCAAAACCUCUGCAGCUGACAACGGUGAACCAGGCACGCAGGAAGAAGACCGCUACAAGCUGAUGCUCAGUCGGAGCGACAGUGAAAACAUUGCCAGUAACUACUUCCGGUCCAAGCGAGCCAGCCAGAUCCUCAGCACGGAUCCCAUGAAGAGCCUCACGCAUCACAGCUCGCCCCCCGGCCUCAGCUCCCCACUCAGCAACACCUCUGCCAUCUCGCCUACCCAGGCCCCCGAAAUGCCCCAGCCCCGGCCCUUCCGCCUCGAGUCCCUUGACGUCCCCUUCACCAAGGCCAAGCGAAAGAAAAGCAAAAGCAGCUUUGGCAGUGAGCCUCUGUGAACGCGGCCUCCUGCGGCUGUCCUGCCCCAGGGUUUCCGUGAGACUGCCAGCCCCCACCCCCCCAGGGCAGCCCCAGCCAGUCCUCCUCACCCCUGCCCCCACGGUGUCCGGAUGCCCGAGGGGGUCCUUGCCCUGGGAAGAGCCUUGCCCUUCCCUGUUACCCGACCUUGCAGAGGUGCGCUCCGGCUCUCCAUGCCACGCCAGUAUUACAUCUGCUCCCCUGCCACAGCCCGCCAUGCCCACCCGGGUUAUUCUGUGCCUCAAUGGGCCCAGAAACCUCAAGGCAUUCACCAGCAGCCCCGACAGAGUGGGCAGCAGCUUCCAUGUGGAUCAAGGACAGCAUCUUGGUGAUGGACAAUCGUGUCUCUGUCCACCAGGGCCCCCUUCCUGGGGAAAGCUGGACGAUGUGGGCGCGGGAGUCCUGGGGCAACUGUUCCACGCUGCCCACUCCCAGCUGGUCUGUGGCCUCGAGGAGGCUGCCCCACAUGAUGCUGCCCCAAUAAACUGCCUUUUACCGAUGAGCUCCCUUCCCCAGUCCUCUGACCGUGUCACUGGGGCCCCUCCUGCCACUGCUGCCUGGCCUUCACGGGGAAGCGCUUUGGGAGCAGCGUUUCUUAACUACCCGAUGCCUUGAAAACAGGCCGCAGGGUUUCUGCAACUCCCCACACUGGUGAGUACAAGUGCAUUUUUCUGGGGAGAGCACCUGAGCUGUCAUUAGCUUCUCAAAAGAUCUGUGAGUCAGAAAAGCAGAGCCCUUGUUUUGGAAAAUAGAGAUUGUGUCUUGCUGAGACCCAGAAAAAGGCCAGGUUCGGACAGUCCUCAGGGGGCUGUGCUGGAACUGGAUGCCCUGACGUGGCCAGAAAUGAACGAAAGCUGUCUGGGCUACUGAGGAUACACCCCUCCCCCCGCCCUUCGUAUCCCAGGCCUCACCAUCUGAGGGAAGAGUCUCGGCCUUUGGUUGAAGAGGAGACUCAUUUCACUCUGGGCCCCAUCUGUGAAAGGGGAACAGCUGCUCCCUAGAGCUAUUGUGAAGUUUCUAUGAGAGUAAGUGAUGCUCCCAGUACAUAGCAGGUGCCUUGCGUUAGUCCCCCUUGUUCCUUCUCCUCCGUAUUUUGCAUUAAUUUACCGUGGUGGAUCCCAUAGGCCACAUGCCUGGACCAAGCUCAUGCCCUGGAGAUCAGUCUAACUUCAGGCAGGCUGCAGUACCCAUGUUGAGAGGAAGAACAGGUCUUUAUGGGGAACAGAGUGCCCUUGUGAAAGGUAGGGCUAUUAUAAAGGAUGGAGAAGAUCCUGGGAGGCUUAAGAUGGGAAUGGAGGGGGGCAUGAGCAAAGGCAGGAGGUGGGGAGUGUGUUAAAGUUUGGAAACUUGCCACAGGGAAGCCCUGAGCAGGGCUGAGAGGAGGAUGUGGCUGCUGAGAUCAGUUUCAGUGGAAGCCUGAGUGAGGAGUCUUGGGUGUCCCUGAGCUGUGGCAGACUCCAAAGCCACCAAAUGGCACCAUUGGGUCUGAGUUCCAGGUGGACUGGUGUGGGAUCAUAUGCAGAAGGGCAGGAGCGCUGGACUGGGGAACGAGGUAGGGGUGAGGCUGAACUCGCAGUGGGGCCAGUGGAGAUGGAGAGGAGGUAGAAUCAGUUAAGGAGAUGGAUGGAGGGAGGUUUUGACUUUUGCCCCCACAUUCCUGGCUUCGUGGACAAGUGUGAAAGGUCAGAAAGGAACAGCUACCUACUCUCUCCACAAUUACCUUCACCAUUUGCCCCAGGAUUGUGGUUGGGACCCAGGGAGUAACUGAAAUCUUGGUGCUGCUUGUGGUAGGUUUUACUCAGACCCAUGGUGGGGCUGAGGUAAGCCCCAUCAAUUUAGAAGGGGUGGGAGCCAGGAUUACUGAGGGGACGCUCAGCCUCACUCUGCACCAACUGCUUCAGAACCUGCCCUACAGCUCCCACGAGCCCAGGCUUUUCCAAAGGCACGCAGGUAAGUGGGAGAGCUGGGCUUCGCUAUCGUUUCUAUUUCCAGCCUAGGAGUGGGCCCGGAGAGACGUGAAAUGCCCUAGCAGCAAGGUUAGUGCGAGGGAGGGGGUGAGAAAUGAACCCAGCCUGAGAGUUUCAGUCGGUAGGCCGGCUCGCCGCCCAUCCACGCUGGCUCCCACGUGGGCCGCCAGGCCGGGCAGGACAGGCCCGUCCCCAGGCCCCUGGGCCCGUGAGCGGCAGGAGAUUAAAGGGUCCCUCAUCUUAGUUUUCCAACCCUUCCUCCCUGGAGAUGGUGGAGGUGGGGCCAGGUUCUUAGUCCCGAGUCUAUCCUGGGCCUGGGAGGACCCCGCCAUGCAGCACCGAGGAAGUAGUCCGUGGGGGCCACUACGGCCCCAGGUCCCGUGGGGGACUUGCCGGACCGAUGAAGAGGCGGGAUACAGAUCGGGACGGGAGUCCGGCCUGGGCGGAGCCUACGGGCGCUCGGCCUUGUUGAUUGGCUGCGGCUGCGGAGCUGUCU